UCUUCUGUUUACACGCGCUGUCGGGCUUUAGGGAUUCCUCGCCCGUUUCGGAUCCGCGUCGUGGUUUCCAUGGAGGAUUCGGCGAAGAGGAGGGAGAGGCUUCAAGCCAUGCGCACGGAGGCCUCACGGGCCGCCGCUUCCCCCUAUUCCUCUCCAGCCUCGGCGCCGGUGCCCCUGCCGCUGCCGCUUCUCUCAGAACCUCCGGUUCCGCUGCCAGGGGGCCUCGAAAGCCCCCCGCCGCCCGCCCCCAGGUUCGAGUUCUAUUCCGAUCCGAUGUCGACCUUCUCGGCCGCUAAGAGGAUGAGAGGCGUGGGCACCGGCGCCGCCGGAUUUAGUCCCUCUUCCCCCUACCGCCCUCAUCCUCCUACUCCUCCGCCGCCGCCGCAAUCAACCUUCCCUAGUGGAAUAAGGAACACAUACAUGGAUAGCAGUUAUGCUUCGGUUCAGCAGCUUCAUAUGUCCCAGCCGCCAGAUUCUAGCUCAUAUGGAACACCAUCACAUGUACCUUACAGUAGUCCAUGGAGAAGCCCUGUUCGGUCACCAACUCCCUUCUCAGGGUACCGAGGAUCCCCUGCUUGUGGCCCAGGUUCCUGGAACAGAUCCAGUGGAAGUGGUUCCACUGGACGUGGCUUUUCCACAUACUCUUCCAACAGUGUUCCUAGGAGCCCUCAUUUUGGACCAGUAGAAAGUCCUAGGAGCAUUGCCUUUAGUAAUAGUCCACAAUCUAUUACUGGAAGAGGCAGGGGUCGACAAUUUUGUGGUGGCCCAAGUCCUAGGCCAAGUGGUGGUAGAGGCCGAAGUUUUAGUGGUAAAGCCUCAGCUCGAGAAGAUAUUGAGCGUUACUACUUGAAGUCUAUGAUUGAGAACCCUUGGCAUGACUUAGAACCAGUAGUUGGAAAUAUACUGGAGCCAAUGGCUGGCCAUGGAUAUUGGCUUCCAGAAUCAAUAUCCGGGAAGAAAAGCGGAGUAUCUGAAACCGAGAGGAGAAACCAGUUCAGUUCCAAGUCAAGCCUCGCUGAAUUCCUUGCAGCGUCCUUGGAAGAGGCCGUCAAUGAUGAUUAGAUUCCACCUCUAAUUCCAUUAGAAAGGUUCGCAAGUGAUUUAUUCAAAUAUAACACUUUGGAAUGCAAAGAUCUUGUCGUCAGCAUCAUGGACCUCUCCAUUGGUAAGACUAAAUCAGCAGCUAGAUGAUCUGAAAAAAGUUCCCUGGAGCAGUGUGCCAUAAAGAAAAGGCAAUUGGAUGCAAGAACAUAUGCGGCAACGGCAGAAUGUUCUUUGACAGUUGUAACAAUGUUACACUUAAGAAAUGUAAGCCAGAAAAGUUGAGGCAACGGUAGAAUGUUCAUCGACAUUUGUAACUAAGAAAAGGUGCUGUGCAGCCUUGGUUUUUAAUUUCCAGCCUGAAAGAAACUGACGUUCCAUUUUGAAUUCUGAUGCAAAUGCAAUAUUGCAGUAGUGUAACUCUUUUAACAGUCAGACUUGGUUUGCGGCUGACCAAUCUACUAGCUAUGGGGAAAUCAUUUUUGUGGUGA
Messenger RNA from Musa acuminata AAA Group (dessert banana), 1532 nucleotides. Its product is annotated as protein SICKLE-like. The record is from RefSeq and is a predicted model, not a curated record. Gene Ontology annotation, biological process: miRNA processing; mRNA splicing, via spliceosome. NCBI's taxonomy places the organism in Eukaryota, Viridiplantae, Streptophyta, Magnoliopsida, Zingiberales, Musaceae. Bases 70 to 1062 code for a protein of 330 amino acids. The transcript is spliced from 2 exons.